GAAAAAAGAAAAAAGACGGGUUGGAGUUGGCCACUCCAUUUCCAUCGCUUAUCUCUCGAGUCUCGUUCUUCUCCUCCUUCGAUCGAGAGAGAGAGAGAGAGAGAUGGCGGUGCUGAGUGCACUCGCGCCACUGUCGACGACCUCUUCGCUUCCCAUGAGUUGGCCUACUUACGGCGAUGGUUCCAAGCACACCACGGUGGCCUCGUGCCACCAUCUGAUCGAUCUCGCUCCCUCGACUCGUCUCUCCAAGCUCUCCCCCUCUCUCUGCACGCAAUCAGGAACUCUUCCUGCUACAAAUGGAUGCCCGUGGAUGCUGGGCUCUUCCAUUUAUCACCUAACUGGCGGCAGCAGAUGGAGGCUGAAACCAGUUUACUCAAUAUUCCCUACCUCGCCAGCCCAAGUUUCCUCUGUACAGGACCUUUUCGAUUUUAUUUGCUCAGGUCCUCUCUUUGACAAGUUGGGUAUGACCCCAGAAAAGGUGGCCGAGUCAGUUGAUAAAUGGUUGGCUUAUGGCUUACACCUCUGUCGGUUGUUUCAACUCAAUGAGCUCUACCUCACAUUUCCCCAAAAGGCUAGGUUUUAUCACUACUAUAUUCCCGUCUUCUUGUGGUGUGAAGAUCAGAUUUCUCAGCACUACUCCAAGUUCAAGGAGGGGGAAGAUAUCCCACCUCUUGUGAUUGGUUUUAGUGCUCCCCAAGGUUGUGGCAAGACAACACUAGUUUUUGCCCUUAACUAUCUUUUCAAGGUCACUGGCAGGAAAUGCGCAACGUUAUCAAUAGAUGAUUUUUAUUUGACGGCAGAGGAUCAGGCGAAACUGAGAGAAGAAAAUCCAGGAAAUGCACUUCUAGAGUUGCGUGGAAAUGCAGGAAGCCAUGAUCUUCAAUUCUCAGUUGAAACACUCACUGUUGUGACCAAUUUGACUAAAGAAGGCAUGAAGAUGAAGCUACCUCGAUAUGACAAAUCUGCUUACAAUGGAAAGGGUGACAGAGCUGAUCCAUCAACUUGGCCAGAAGUGGAGGGGCCAUUAACGGCUGUUUUGUUUGAAGGUUGGAUGCUUGGAUUCAAACCCUUGCCAGCAGAUGUAGUCACAGCUGUCGAUCCACAGCUAGAGACUGUAAACAAGAAUCUUGAAGCUUAUUAUGAUGCGUGGGACAAAUUCGUCAAGGCAUGGAUAGUCAUCAAGAUUCAGGACCCUAGUUGUGUCUACCAAUGGCGCUUGCAGGCAGAAAUUGCCAUGAGAGAGGCCGGAAAUCCCGGGAUGUCUGACGAGGAGGUUAAAGAUUUUGUCUCCCGUUACCUCCCAGCAUACAAGGCGUAUCUGCCGACGCUCUACUCCGAAGGACCAAACGGGUCGGACCCUGAGCAUCUCCUUGUCAUCGAAAUCGAUGAAGGGAGAAACCCGUUGUAGGUAGCUUAAGUGACUGAAACUUUCACUGCCAUUCUGCUUUAGGAAAUUCUUUCUUUUUCUUGGAUGUUGGGCCUGUUGCAUGGUCAGUCUUGUUUUCAUAACAUGCAAUCUUCUGCUGUUAGUCACUGUAAAUUGUAAAUGCUAUGUGAAAUUUCGACAUGUAAAUA
Rhodamnia argentea is the source of this 1575-nucleotide messenger RNA. RefSeq names its product D-glycerate 3-kinase, chloroplastic. The record is from RefSeq and is a predicted model, not a curated record. The transcript is spliced from 12 exons. NCBI's taxonomy places the organism in Eukaryota, Viridiplantae, Streptophyta, Magnoliopsida, Myrtales, Myrtaceae. Bases 104 to 1408 code for a protein of 434 amino acids. Gene Ontology annotation, biological process: photorespiration. Gene Ontology annotation, cellular component: cytoplasm.